AUGUAUCCAUGUAUUAUUGUAACUAUUGUCAAUAUCCGCAUGAUGCGAGGUCAGACAAAGAUUUUUCAAAACUUAAGCCAAUUUAUAUUUUCAGAUUUUAGACGCUUAAAAUUUGACUUUAAUCUAUUACAACAAAUCCUGUAUACAGAAUAUUUUGCAUUUUCACUCGCUCUGAUAAAAGUUCAAUACGCUUCACCUUUUGUGGCUGGCAUUUCAAUUUUAUCUGACUGCUGUAUGCACAUCUUUUUUAUGCUGAUGCCAUUGCUGUAG
This is a messenger RNA of Clunio marinus, 270 nucleotides long. NCBI's taxonomy places the organism in Eukaryota, Metazoa, Arthropoda, Insecta, Diptera, Chironomidae. The record is from the annotation of a GenBank genome assembly.